This is a messenger RNA of Sebastes umbrosus (honeycomb rockfish), 2419 nucleotides long. RefSeq names its product multiple epidermal growth factor-like domains protein 6. The coding region runs from base 3 to 2063 and encodes 686 amino acids. The transcript has 7 exons. The record is from RefSeq and is a predicted model, not a curated record. Lineage: Eukaryota; Metazoa; Chordata; Actinopteri; Perciformes; Sebastidae. Gene Ontology annotation, molecular function: calcium ion binding.
ACAUGAUGAGCUCGGUCUCAGGCGUCAGUGUGCAAAAGCCAAACAUGCACCAGAACCUGCAGACUUCUGUAGUUCUGAAGACCCAGCAACAAUCCCACUACGACUCCCUCGCGAACACCGCCUCCAAAGAAGCCAACCUCAAAUUUGGCUCGUCGUCUCACACUCCAUCCCAGAUGUCCAACAGCGAGAGGAUUAAAGUGACCAACCCAAAGGUCCACCUGCAGCAGCAUGUUCAGUUUCCCAGUUUUAAAGUCAAAGAUGAAGUCCAGACAACUCAACUUCAGAAGGCAGAUGAAGCCCAACAAGGAGCAGAAACAGGAAGUGGGAGGCACGGCUCGGAGGCAAAAGCGUCACAGGAGGAAGCAGAGAAGGUGGACGGAUUUGGCUCUAAAUCACAUCUGUCUACUACUGUCUCAUCUACCUUAUCAUUAGUGUCAGGAACAGAACAAUCAACACCAACAGCCCAUCCACCAGCUAUCACUGCUGUCACAUAUACUGAGCUGUUUGCACCAACUUUACAACUCCAACACACGAAAUCUGCUCUUCCUGUGCCCGGCAGUGAAAACGUGCUCAAGUUUGGAGAACCUGUCACAUCCCAGGAUGAUGAAGCAGUAACAGGCUCUUCACAAACUGCCGAUGAAGAUCAACAGGCUGAAACUGGCUUCCGGUAUCCUCCUUUGUCUCAGCCUGUAGAGUUUGUAGAGAAUGAGGAUCCCACAGAGACUUCAACAUACACUUUAUCUGCUUCUGUUUAUUCAAUUUCUAUCAGUUCUUCCUCCACUUCAUCACCUGCUUCCUCCUUAUCAGCCCUCCUUCCAUCCACUUCUGCCUCAAGUCCCAGCUCCACACAGUCCGAUAUGAAAACACAGCUGCCUAAUGUUCAUUCAAACACCUCCUCCACCACCACUGAGCCAAGAUCUCACCGGACAGAACACCACAACGCCACCUCCAAACCACCUCCGCUGUCCCUGAACCUCAGCAGGCGACCCGUGUGCACAUACCCGCCUGUGCCCGCUCACGGGACCUUCUACUUUCGUAAUGUGGAGAAUCCAGGUCCAAGAGAGUACAGACAUUACAUCCAGUAUGCCUGCUACCCUGGUUAUACGCUGGCUCAUGGAGACGUACACAGCUACUGCCAGCAGGGGGACACCUGGAGCGGAGUCACACCUGUGUGUCUGGAGUUGACACCUUGCUCAGUGAACAACGGAGGCUGUUCCCAGCUGUGCUCUCACUCCCAGCACCCUAACCAGACCCAGACCAGAACUCAGUGCCACUGCAGAGCUGGAUUCACUCUGCUGGAUGAUGGGCGGACGUGUCGAGAUUUAGAUGAGUGUGUGGAAGGGCAGCACCAGUGUCAGCAGAGGUGCAUCAACACAUUUGGUUCCUAUAAGUGCAGCUGUGAUGACGGCUAUCAGCCAGCUCAUGACCAGACCUCCUGCACAGAUGUGGAUGAGUGCCUGCUGCCUGCAGCUGUAACCGCCUGUGUGUUUGGCUGCGUUAACACUCCCGGGAGCUUCCACUGCCAGUGUCCUGCUGGCUAUAGCCUUCAGACUGCCGACAGCCACUGCGAUGAUAUAGAUGAGUGUGCUGUUAAUCAGGGACUCGGGCCGUGUACCGAGCAGUGCCACAACUCACCAGGAUCCUACCGAUGCUCCUGCUCGUACGGCCGUAUCUUAGCCGGAAACGGGCACAGCUGCAUCGCCGAGUGUCCACCUGGAUACAGGAAGCAACCAACAACAACAACAACACCUGAGAAUUCAACUGCACAAGCUCUCAGGGAGGAGUGUGUAGAUAUAAAUGAGUGCCAGGAGGAAACGUGUGAGUGGCAGUGCAUCAACCUGCCAGGCUCUCACCGCUGCAUCUGCCCCAGAGGAUACACACUGCAAACAGAUGGACGACGCUGCAAAGACAUUAAUGAGUGCAGUCGGAAGAAUGGAGGGUGUUCCCACUUGUGUGUGAACCAGAAAGGUGUCUAUAAAUGUGCCUGCCCGGCCUCCCAUCGUCUCUCCCCCUACAGCUGGAAGAAAUGUGUGCCAAGGACAACAGCCAACACUGCUGGCUGAGCUGGAAGACACCUCAGUGAGGUCAAUACAUACAUACUGGUUGUGAGUCUGUACUGUUUGUUGUCCCUCUUCAUGUCUUCUCCAUGUGAAGACACAAGAAGUGACAUAUAAGCAAGUAUCACAACCAUUUUGACAUCAUCCUCAAACUGUGGUCUUCACAACCCAAAGAACCCAUGAGACUGGCUAACAACACAUGGCUGUAGAUAAGAACUCCCAGUGAAUGGUUACAUAAUAAACAUAUGAGCUGGCUGUCCAACUUGUUAAAGGGGACAUAUCGUGAAAAAUUCACUUUUCCAGUGCUUGUGCUCAUACAUUUGUGUAUCUGGAGUGCCUACCAACCCACAAACUGUGAAACA